Molecule: messenger RNA, 9588 nt
Organism: Sarcophilus harrisii (Tasmanian devil)
Lineage: Eukaryota; Metazoa; Chordata; Mammalia; Dasyuromorphia; Dasyuridae
Gene: GAS7
Product: growth arrest specific 7
Exons: 14
Coding region: 1173-2462 (429 amino acids)
Biological process (GO): neuron projection morphogenesis; actin filament polymerization
Cellular component (GO): plasma membrane; actin filament; cytoplasm
Molecular function (GO): actin filament binding
Source: RefSeq, a predicted model, not a curated record
UUAUUAUAGAAAGAAAACUGGAAUGGGAAGAAAGAGUUUGGAUUCUAGUUCUGGAAAAUUCUCUGUAUGACUGGAAAAAAAAAUUAUUUCCCUUCAUUAAGAUUCAGUUCCCUUCUCUAAAUCAUUAUGAUUAGAUUAUCUUUUAGGUUCUUUCCAGAUUGAAAUAUGAUGAUUGUAUGUAGUUUAAUAAGCUCGAGAUUGGCAAUGUAUGUGUCCUGAGUUGAUUUUCAUGGAUAUACAGAAAGGUUGUUUUUGCUUCCUCCUUACUCACUACUUAAUAGGUAAUGACAGAGCACUAGUAGUGAAUACUCUCUUCCUAUUAACAAGCUGGUUGGUAAGGACCACACAUCCUUUCCAUCUCUUAAUGCCUUUCUAAAUUCAUCUUUUGCCAGAAAAUUCUUUUAACACACCAUUUUUAAAAGGUUCUUAAUCCUUGCCUUUGUUUUUUUUUUUUUUUGUUGUUUUUUUUUUGCCUUGGAGUUUAUUGUUGUACUAGCCUUUGAGGAAAUCACUUUUUUUUACUGGGAUGACUUGAUUCUUUUUCCUUAAUCUAUAAAAGUCGAGAUACACCUGGAGAGUGACUGUCUUUGAAAUAAAGCUCAAAAUCUUUGGAAAAUUUAGAUUUCUGAGAAAGCCAAUUUAUGAUUUCCCAUUCUGGCAAGUGUCAAAUGAAGGGAUUCUGCCCAAUUCCUUAUAAUGAUCAGAGGGGAACAAUAAUAAUAAUGCCCAUGCUGUAUAGUGAAACGAACACUGUAUUUGGAUUUAGAGACAUCGUUUAGAAUCUUUUCCUUACUAUUUACUAGAUAAUGUUGCGUGAGUUAUUUCAUCUCUCAGGGUUUAAGUUUUCUCAUUUGAUAAGUGGAGAGGGAAUGGUCUCAGAUGAUCUCAGAAAUGCUUUAGCUUCCUUGACACAAGGCCAUGGUAACACCCCAACUUUUAGCAAAAGGAGAGUAAAAUGUGAUUGGUCACUCCUGCCUGCCUUUGGGGAAGCCUGUCUGUCAUUGCCCACAGAGAAAGAGAAAAACCACACUAUUCUUUUCAGUGCAUGGUCUUCCUGAAUAGAGGUAAGACAGAGAGUCGAAGAAUAAAAAGAUCAAUCUCUUCUUAUCCAGGAAGAGAAGAAUGAAACAAGGCCUUGAAGCAUUGUCAACUUCAUCAACUCACUGACUCAUAUGUCAGUAUCCAGGCCUGAUCAGUUCUGCUUGAACUUGGAGAAGCCUGGAAUGGUUCCCCCUCAGCCUGUGGAAGAGAAUCAGACUUCCUUAUUGCCACCUGGCUGGCAAAGCUACCUGUCUCCUCAGGGCCACCGAUACUAUGUCAACACAGUCACCAAUGAGACUACAUGGGAGCGGCCCAACGGUUCUUCUCGGACCCCAUCAAGCCCUGGCCCUCAGAGGAACUUUCAGCCUACAGCAGUGAACGGCUACCACUCAUCAGGGACCCCAGUGCAUCAGUCAGAACCUGUCCACAUGAGUCUCCGAAAACCCAUUGGUGAUUUCCAGAACCCAGGAUCUCCAUCUCCAGGAAAGAAACAGAACAAGGAAAGCACCAUCACAAUAAAUUGUGUGACUUUCCCACAUCCUGACACAAUGCCAGAGCAGCAGCUGUUGAAGCCCACUGAAUGGAGCUACUGUGAUUAUUUCUGGGCUGAUAAGAAGGAUCCCCAAGGCAAUGGCACAAUGGCUGGGUUUGAGAUUCUUCUUCAAAAGCAACUGAAAGGCAAACAGAUGCAGAAGGAAAUGUCAGAAUUCAUUAGGGAAAGAAUUAAGAUUGAAGAAGAAUAUGCCAAGAAUUUAGCCAAGCUCUCUCAGAAUUCCUUGGCAGCCCAAGAAGAAGGUUCCCUAGGAGAAGCCUGGGCCCAAGUAAAGAAAAGUCUGGCUGAUGAAGCUGAAGUUCAUCUCAAGUUCUCUUCCAAGCUCCACAGUGAAGUGGAAAAGCCCCUGAUGAAUUUCCGUGAAAAUUUCAAGAAAGACAUGAAGAAAUGUGAUCAUCAUAUUGCUGAUCUGCGGAAACAAUUGGCCAGUCGAUAUGCCUCAGUGGAGAAGGCACGGAAGGCCCUUACGGAGAGGCAGAGAGACCUGGAGAUGAAAACUCAGCAACUGGAAAUCAAACUUAGCAACAAAACUGAAGAGGACAUUAAAAAAGCCAGACGGAAGUCUACACAGGCUGGAGAUGAUCUGAUGCGCUGUGUGGAUCUCUACAAUCAGGCCCAGUCUAAGUGGUUUGAAGAGAUGGUGACAACUACUUUGGAACUCGAGAGACUGGAGGUAGAACGGGUAGAGAUGAUUCGGCAACAUCUGUGCCAAUAUACACAGCUGCGGCAUGAAACCGAUAUGUUCAACCAAAGUACAGUAGAACCUGUGGAUCAACUCCUGAGGAAGGUGGAUCCUGCUAAAGACAGGGAGCUGUGGGUAAAAGAACAUAAAACCGGAGAUAUCCGACCUGUAGAUAUGGAAAUCUAGACUGCUUGAGUCAUUCCUCGAAUGGGUUUAUUGUUGGGAUUUGGGGAUCCUAACAAUAGAAGGGUCCCUCUCUUUGGGGCCCAUUGUCAUGCUGGGAAGAAUCUGUGCUGCCAUCCUACCCACUGUCCUGUUUGGUGAGGUAGUUGGAGUGUCUCCAUUCCCCACCCCACUCAGAAGACAGACUUAUACACCCUUGUCUUUGUUACCAUCAUCACUAAAACCCCCAACUCCCCAUUCCAUGCCAUUCUGAGAGACUUCACUUUCUGGAGUAUGGUAGUACUCUGUUUAUACUCAUGUGACAUACUUAAAGACCUAACUGUAUAAUAUGCUUGUGAUUUUUGAGGUGUCACCUCAAGGUGACAGGGCCUAAACCUCAGUAAACCCAAGGGCUCCCCCUCUAUGGAGUUUAAUGGCUAGGGGAGGCUAUUAACUCCUUUUUCCAAAAUGAACACUCAAAUGUAGGUUGGGGUUCUGGGGAGAUAGUCUCAUAAUUAGAACAUCCCUUCUAUGUCUAUCCAAGUCCUUUAUGAUCUGUCUGGUUCUGGGAGUCUUCCCCAUUGACAUCUUCUGUAACAUUACAUCAUAGAAUUAUCUCCUGAGGCCUAAGAAGGAAUUAUUACAAAAACAGACUCUGCCCUUCUUUAAAAACAUACAGUGAUAAUGGUGGAACUACCUCAUUAGGCAAACUAGCCCCCAAUUUUGAGCGUUCAACUUUCCCUUCUCAUUUGCCACAAAUGUUUUCGUUUUUAUUUUCUUUCUGCAUGGACCAUACUUCUCAAUUCUUGGACCUAUAUCCUCAUGCUGUACUGUUUUGGGAAAUAUCAAGUCAACAAUCAAAGCCAGGGUUUCUUUUGUUUGUUUGUUUUUGUUUUUGAGUUGCAGAUUGCCCAGUCUCACCAUAUGUAUUGUGGAAGGCCUUAGUGUCUCAUUCUGCUCAUUUCAGUAGUUUGGGAGCAAAACUUAGGAGCAGGUUAUGAAUUACCUGCAUCCUUCCUCCUCACUCCAUCAUUCAUGUUUACUUUUCUCAUCUAGUAACUGUCCUCUCUGUUUAUAUCAUAGUGAUUGAGUUUUUUGAGGCAUGGAUAUUGAUUUACGAAGUGAUAGUAUGAUUCCUAUAUUUAAAAGCUCCUUCUCCUAUUCAAUCCUGUGCCAUCUUACUAGGUACUAGUUGCAAUUUUCCAAUCCAGAUCUUUGAUAACAAUAUCCUUAGAAGUUUUCUGUCAUUGUUUCUCACCUGUGGAAUCUGCUCCAAACCCUAUUGAUUUCUUUAAUAGAGGACAUGGCUCUUGAUUCUAACUCUGACUUUCCCCUUCUUUAUGACUGCUUCUUCUCAUCCCUUCCACAUUAAUUGGCACUAUACAAAGAUUGUUUUUUCCUCUUUUCAGCUGUUAUUCAUUUUUGACCUUCAGUUCGGUGAACUAGUUCCCAACAAAACCAAAACCAAAUUGGUUGGUUGUUUGAUUGGAUUGUUUUUAAUAUUGCUUCCUUCAGGACUUUAAAUACCUUCUCCCUCAUUUUUAUAUUGCACAUCUCUCCCACAGCAGCAGCCCUGAAAAUUGGUCCAUUAAAGCUUCUUUAAAUCAUGUGUGUGAGAGAGUGUGAUAAUCUAAGGGGGAGAGGAAGCACUCAUUACAUCUUAAUGCUUAAAUGUUGUAUUUUAUAGACUCUUUGACUUGUAAAAAACUUACUAUCUAUCCUUCUGUAGGACCAAAAAAUCUAGAGCUUGAAAGAACCUCAGAAGAUAUCUAAUCCAAUACCAUUAUUUUACAAAUAAAGAAAUUGGGAUUUUGGGAGAUUGAGGUAGUUAAGUGCAAAUUUUUCAUUCUACAGUUAUACUUCAGUUACUCUUCUCAGUUACAUUAAUAGGGAUCAGACUUAGUGGUAAAUCUGGGGCAAUCUAAAAGUUAUCUAUAUUUUUUCUCCCCUGCUGUGAUUUUUAAUUUGCAUCUGUGUAAGUAGCUCAUAAAUGAUAUCUACCCACUCCAGACAAGGGCAGGAAUGUAAGGUGGUGCUGGUUGUUUCUUUCAGACUGCCCAUAGUAUUUCACUAGUUGGGUCCUUCAAAUUCUUCUGUAUGGCUCACAUGAACACAGAAUAUCUCACUCCUCCCACUGUUUCUUUUGGAAGAUGGUUAAGCUACUAAACUAACAAGAAGGUGGUUACCUUUUUAAAAUUCUGAUUAAGAUCCUAGACAGAAAGUCAAUUUUUUCCAAAAUUUUGGAAAGUCAAUUUUGGAAAACGGGCAGUACGAACUGUCACUACAAAAAGGAUGCAGAAUGGGUGAUUAGAUUGAGGUUCCCCAGUGAUAUUUAAUUAUUAACCAUAUGAUUGUAAUUUCUUGUUUUUUUUUCUUUUACAAAAUAAGAUGUGGGUAGACUGAGGGAGUAGGGUUGAAGGGGACUGAAUGGAUGAAGAAUCACCUUUGGCGCUAUAAAUAUAUGUUUACAUAUAAUUUCAAGUGCUAAACAAAGGUUAGGCAGUAGUAAUAUAUUAUUACUACAGUUAUUCCAGGGAGUUUUGGCUUCCCUCAUUUUAGCCUUUAGGGGACCUAAAUUCUUUCUCUCGGUGUGAGAUCAGUAUACCUUUUCAUCCUUCCUACUUUCUACUGGCAAGAUACUGACUGGUCAUUUGUGUUAUCAUGACAAAGUAGUGUCCUGCUUCCUAAAAAAGUCACAAGAACUUGUGAUAUUAGAAUAAUGUGGGUUCAGAUAUUUGCAAUUAAGCUCAAUAAUUCUUCUGCAUAAUAGUAAUAGUAAUAGUAAUAAUAAUGGCUGUUCUGAGUAAUAGAACAGCCAUUCCCAAAAAAUUACAGCUUCAUUUACCCUACCUCCAAUUCAUCAUUGAAGUUUUAAUGUCUACUCCAAAAGCUGUGAAUUACCAUCACAGAAGCAUGUCUUCACUCAGGGUGGGCAGAGUAGAUUUCUUGGAAGUAGAGAUCUUGUUUAACUGCUGAAAAAAAUUUUUUUAUUUGAUUGAGUUACAGCUUGACUGGCAUGAAUGAGUUGCUAUCCAUACCAUUGGUGACACUGCCUAUCAAAGUAAUAUUGAAAUUUUUGAAGCUGAGUAAGUAGAAGAAAUUUAAGUUAUUAAAACCAGAUGAAAGUGCUUGAGUGUUCAGGAACAUGAAUAACAUAAACUCCAUCAGAGGGCAGCUCAUGAAUUCUUGCUUACUAAAUAAGGCAAGUAUUUAUUGAGUACUGUUAUGUAUCCAAAUCUUUCUUCAGAUUGUAAAAAACAAUAUUCCAAAAGCUUCUGUAUGGAAUAUGCUGAACAUUGAUAUAGUUCAUGGUUUUGUUUUUAAAUAAUCCUCCAAAAAAGCCACUGGCAUUCAACAUGAAUUGUCCUGUUGCCAUGACAACCCUCCACUUGCUUUUUUUCCCUUUAGAAGCAAACUAGCCCUCCAUCCAUCAAUGAUAAAAACUAUGCCUUAUAAUUUUCUUUGCUCAAUUACUGAUAAUUAGGAUUUCAGCAUCCCCAAUAUAAAUUGAUAAUAUAAUUAGCUAGAUUGGGGUAGGGAGAGAAAAGUGAAGGCAAAACUUUAUUAAUUGACUGACUAAUGCUUUAUCCUUUUAAUUUUAUCUAUUGGGCCCUUGUCUCAGAUAGUUACUUAUUUGUUAGGGCUACAUGAACAAUUACUAAAUUCAAGAAUUAUUUUGUUCACAUUUAUAUUUUGAAAACUAAUUGCUUUUUUAAAUGAAGAUCAAAUGAAAAAAAUCAAGCAAGUGAAAGUAUUGGCUGAGCCUGAGUUCAUUGGAACUUAGAAGUCCAAACUGUGAAAUUCAAAUAUUUGCAUUUUCUCCUGGCCUCUGAGCCUUAAUAAAUGGACUUUUAUUUCUAACAAGUGGGUAGCCCUCACUUUAAUAAUAUAAAUAGGACAUUAGUUUAAUUAAUUUGCACAUUAAAGUUCUUUAAGAACUAUAUUAUGUCAACUUGCUAUAUCAUCAUUUCCCAUCCUCCUGCCUUCAGGAAGGAAAAAGCCCUACCUAAUUCUUUAAAGAGAUGAUUUGCAUUGGAAAUUGGCUUCGGGUCCUCUGUAUUCAGCUCAUUUUCACAGAUAUUUCUAGCCUAUCCAUUCUGAUUGUAAAUAUACUUCCUCUUCAAAUUCAGUGGUGCCCAUGAGCUACAUUUUAUUUUUGGACUUCCAAAUUCAGAUAUGGGAGAAAUAUCUCUUUUUUGAGUUCAUGUAGUGAGUAAUUGCUGCCAAAUAUCUAUUGGCAAAAUGUAGAAAUAGUGGAAGUGAAAACCUAAGUUUUAUUACUAUGCUUGACCAUAGGUUCAGGUCUCACAGAAAACAUGAACAGUCAUAAAGAUUCUGACAAAGCUUCUUAUAGAGUUGGCAAAAGUAUAUCAGAGUAACAGAGAAAUAACAAUCUUCUUAGGUCAUAAAAGUUAAAGAAAAGACAAAUCCAUAAACCCAUAAUUCUUUUAAUGUCAUAAAAAUUGAAGACUAAAGUAGAAUCACAAUCUCAUACAUGCCCAUAAGAAACAAGCUUCAUCAAACAAUAGAUAAAUCAGGUUACAGAAUAAACUACAUUUAGAGGAUUCACAAGUAGGCUAACUGAAAAAGUAGAGAAUUUAUAAAUCACCAAAGAGUAAGGAACAGUUGCACUUCUGCCUCUGAAUUCUUAUUUAAGAAAUGCUAAGGGUCAGGUGAGGUUAAUAUUAGGAUAGAUUUCUAUUUAGUUAACCAAAAUUUGCAGGAAGAAUGGCCUUGAGUCCCAAAUAAUAAAAAGGGAAUAAAAAAUUCCUCUGACAUUGGUUUACCCAAAACCAGUUUUUUUUUCAUGUGUUUCACAGUAUUAUAUAUCUUUCUAUUGACACCAUAAUGCCUAGCCAGUUGGGUCUUUAUGUUCCUAUUAUAUAAUUAUUACUGAAGGACAUUUAGCGAACACCAAAAGAUAGCAUGGCUAGUAGGAAAAGCACUGGACUAAAAUCAGAAGAUCUGAGUUCCAGUCCAAUCAUUUCUUUGAAAAAACUGACUAAGUUAUUCAUCUCUGUGAGUCCUAGUGUCCUCAGAGUUUAACCUAACCAGACUAUCUCUUUAUUGAAUCAUUUCUAGUUUUGUGAAAGUACUUUACUCAUAGCCAAACUAUAUCUGGGAUAUUUCACCCUAUCUUUGACUUGACAAAGUCUUCACAAAGUUUCUGGCUAACUCUUAGGAAAGAAAACCCAUUCAUCUUUGAAAUUUGAAAAGUUCAGAAAUAAUAGUCUUCUUAGGAUUUGAACUGAGGCAGAAUAAUGAACCCAUAGGGCUAUCAGAAUAGACUCAUCCCAUGGCCCUAGCCUCGGUUUUUUACCAUCUGUGUCUCCUAUAUACAUUCUGUGGCAUGGCAGGAAAAAUUUUGGCCUCCAGACUUAAAUCUCCAAAAAAAUAGAGAAACCUAGGCACCUCACAACCAUUUUUACUGUCACUCACCACUACACCUAUAAUUCUUGUAGAAAAUUCUCUAUGCUUCAAGAUUUCUCAGCAACCAUCCUUGUCUGUAUCUUACUCAAAAUAAUGGACAUAACCCCUUCUUUCCAAAUAAUGUUAUACUUUCAGACCUUAAUGAAAAGUGACCUCUGGGACAAAACCCUGAAAUAUCUCCAAAGGACAUUUGAUAUAUUCAGAAUCAGGGAGAACAGAGCACAGGGUAAGGGAGUCAGGUGAGUUCCAAGUUAGAAAUUUAGGACCUUUUCUACAAGGUCUAUCUUAAUUUUUGCCAGUUUCAGGACAUCCUCCCUCUAUCUAGUAUAUAUAGUGUGAACCAUCUCAUUCAAAUCACAGCAUAUGAAUAUAAGAGCAAAUAAUUCAGAUAAUGGAAUCAAAGCUCUCUUAUUAAGGAUUUUGGACUUGGAACAGUCUAUCUUUUCUGGAGCUUCUGUAGGGAGCUAUUUCUUGAGGGUUGGUCAUGAUAGACUAUUAUCUCCUUCUUGCUUAGUUGUCAUGUAAUAAAAAGAGUUAAGUUGUUCCUUGAACACUUUCAGUUCAAGGGAUCCUUCUUAUUACCAAGAUUGUGAAAUGAGGAAUUCAGAGAUAUAUGCUUCUAAAUUGGUUGAUGAUUGAGGAGUGAGAUGCCUAAGUAUGCCUUGGUGGAAGGUGGCCUACCUGGGGAUCUGGGGAUCUUGGGUUAUGAUCCAUCUCUGCUGAUAAUUUGCUAUUUUAUCUUGGAGCAAGUAAUUUCACCGAUGCCGGCACACUGGAACAUUUGAAGAGAUGGGCCCUUGUCUGGAAGUCUUGCAUCCUUUCAUAAUUUAAUUUUGUUUUACAAUACAUACCAUCCCAAUAUCUAGUAUCCACUGAUGCCAAGAAUCCUUCAUCUAAUGCUAGUGGUUUUGUCUGGAAAAUAAGUUCAGAUUGGAAGGUCUCUGGGGUUUUCCUUAGAACUUUAUGUAGUCCUCUUUCCCUUCAAUUCAUCACUACCACCAUCACUCCCAGUCUUUGAGAUCCUGAGAGGAAAUUUAGCUGCAGACAUUGGUGGGGGGGGCAAAGAAUUGAAAUAGGGGAAGAAAAGUCAGUAAACUGAGCAUUUAUAGCUGUUGGCAGGAGGCAAUUUCCCCAGAGUGCAACUCUUUCCCUUUUUCCCAAAUGAUUCUAUACCUUUCUCCCCCUCAAGAUUAAUGAUGGUUGGGAAGGUAGUCAUUCUGGAGACAUCAACAUAUUGCCUUCCAAUAUCAAAAUGGAAUUUUUUAACAAAACAAACUUGCUUGUUUGGUCCGUUUUCUGUAACUUUUGCUAAAUACUUUAUAUGUUUUUAAAGUUAAAAAGCUGUGUCUCCUGCCAAUAUUACUCAUUCUGGUAUGAAUGUGUUUACUUCACAUUCUAUAUCUUUCCAUCCUCUUUGGCUUCAUAGAUUGGUAAAUAUAAUUGAUGUAAUAUAAUUUAUAAGUAACACUGUUGAAAUUCUGAUCUCUUUGGAACCUGUAACCUGUUUUUACUUUCCAUAUUGGCAUUAAUGUGUAUUAAGGCUGAAGAAUUAAAUGUUUAAAGGGUUUUGAUUCUGAAUUUGUUAUAUAUAAUUGUUCUGUAUUAUUAUAAAGCAUUUUCAUGAACUUAAACUCUAUUUCUUUAUAUUUUUCUGCAAGUUGAUGUAUACACUUCAGAUGCUUAGUCAUUUCAUGUAAAAUAAACUGUACAGAGACACAUA